Molecule: messenger RNA, 4390 nt
Organism: Triticum aestivum (bread wheat)
Lineage: Eukaryota; Viridiplantae; Streptophyta; Magnoliopsida; Poales; Poaceae
Product: protein DETOXIFICATION 40
Exons: 7
Coding region: 2453-3946 (497 amino acids)
Biological process (GO): xenobiotic detoxification by transmembrane export across the plasma membrane
Cellular component (GO): membrane
Molecular function (GO): antiporter activity; xenobiotic transmembrane transporter activity
Source: RefSeq, a predicted model, not a curated record
CACUCCAGUCACCUCUAAAUCACUCCGUGCAUGCCGAUCUGCGCGCGUCCCUUGAUGACACUCCGUCGUACUUAUGUAACUUAUAAUGUAGUGAGACGUUUUUCAGUUUAGUAGUAAACACUCCCGGUAAUUAAGCAUGGGGCAUACUUCGUUCCAGCACACGCUCUAUCUGGCAAAACCCACAGCUUAGAAGAAGCGUGAAAAUUUCUCUUAGAUUAUGACUGUGUGGUGUAUUACUGGGCGUACGGAGUGUCGUCCGGCUCCACGUAAUGUUUCACUUUUGUUAAUUGCCAUUGCCAAGAGUCAAGCUCGUGUGUCAUGGGUUCCAUUUGUUUAUGGAUAUGAGAAGUUGAUGGAUUGCAAAACGACAAACAGACUUCGACAUUGUUUUGAUCUACUCAUAGCGCCAAAUCAUGAGUCUUCAACCAAAGAACACCCGUUAAUUAAUCGUCGACGUACCAUCCACCUCCUCACACAUAUCUCCCCACCCAGAGAGAAAAACGCGGCCACUUCACUUUUUGGCGCUACCACGCCAUCGUUGUGGCGGCAUCCAAAGAGAGGAGCCUCAAAGCUGCACAGCUCACCGCCUCAAGUCAUCAACCGUCGCUGGUCGCCACCAUGGCGUGCUGCUAUGGAUGGACGGGCCGUGCCGUAAAUCCCAAUCCGGGGCCGGUGUCCAUACACCAGAUCAGGUCGUGUCGAUCCCCAAACUGCAAGUAUGGCCCUCACCGUCACCGGGCAGCUUUAUCCGGGGAUGGCAAGGAGAACAUGCCAGGAAGUGGAGAACGCGUCGGGAGGGGUAGAGCACCCGAGCUACCCCAAGGAGCGACUUGAGUGCAUUCCAACCCCUUGGAGGGCGUAGAAGUAUCAUCAUUGAGCACUGAAGCCACCAAGUAUAAUAUCCAUUCCGAUAAAAUUAAAACACCUCAAGAUUACAACCAUCAUUGGUUGUUCAUCUUAAAUCAAUGUAGACCAAUAUCUUAGCAGUUUUAUAUUUUCAGGAAAAAAAACUAAGAGAACAUGGAAUAUAAUUUUUGUUGACAUGAGGUGGAAGGGAACAUGGAAUAUAAUAAUGGAAAGCGUAGGGCAUCCACAAAUGACAUCUAGUAUAUGUUGGUUCCUGUCUACAGCACUCAUGCACAACACAAACAAAUGCAACAAACAACAGCACAUCUAUAGAUGAGCUAAAUUAAGCAUGUAAUAUAAUGAUGAUCCAAGCAAUGACAUAAUGAAUCAUUCUUUUUUUUUCUAAGAAACAAACCAUCGAAAUUACGAGCUUUGCUACACCAACGUGUCCUUGUGUGCAGAGGGGAGUUACGGGGUUAUUUGGCAGGUUUUCAUUAGGGAUAAGUGAGGCUCGGGCCCACCCUGAAAUUCAAGGGGGAGGUUUGAUUAGUGGGAUAGGAGGGUUUUGUAAGUGAAACGAGAUCCUCUGGUAUUGCAAGGGAAGUCAGGUAGAGCUACAGUUUGCUGAUUUUGCUUCGCCUCAGCCGCACUAAUAGCAAGGUGGCUCAGUGUUUAACUACAGUAAUUACUGACAUUAUACAUCACAUUAUCUAUGGUGCCUGCACCACCUCUCUGACUUGCCUUCUUUUUUUCUACACAAAGAAGUAUUGUGCUUCUCUGCCUUUCCUUUUGCAUGUCAGAGGAGCCGGCUCCUUCGCAAGUUUACGUACAAAUCAUUCGUCGGUCUAGCAUUUUUGGAAAUUUACAUACAACAACUAAUAGUGUGAUGAGCAGAGCACUGCAGUACCUCCUUAACAAAGAAAGAUUCUAGUGAUAUAGAAACUUAAGAUAAGAUCGAUCCUAGCGCUUAAUCAUUGUUUCUGAUGCAAUGUAUGUUCAGCCAUAAUUGCAAUAGAAACAUAAUUUUGCUAUGGAAACUACGUUUCUGAACACCAAGCUGGCUCAAAUGAUGCUCAUGCUCCCAUGUGUAUGGGCAUGAUCGGCUCAUCGCCGCACAUGGUGUCCAUACCUACCUACACCCCCACGGAUCGGGUGCUGAAGGAGCCACCGGACUACUAGCUAGGUCUGGACCGGACCGCCCAUCGCCUUGAAAGGGGUUGCGCCGGUGGCAGCCCAGCCACCACCAGCUACCAUUGUCAGCCAGUGGACCAGCGACAGCGGGCGCGUGUACCUCGUGGGUGUGCGUGGACGGCCACUUGGAAGGCAGGCAGGCCGUGGUCUGGCCAGACAACCAGAGCGUGGUGAGUCCCACCGUCGGCAGUGCCGUCAGCGGGAAUCCAGGCCUGUUAUUGACGAUGCCGUCAGUGGGAGUGAGUGAUGAAGAAACCAAUCUCAAUCUGGAAAGAGCCAAGCCAAUCCACUAUUUAGCCAGAGCGUCAACGCCAAGAGGGCACACACACAACACGCGCAUAUACGAGGCGAGCUAGCUAUAGCCCAUAGCUCCAUAGCCUCUCUCUUGUUCUAGCUACCAAACCUCACGAGCAUCAUGGCUGGCGGGGAGGAGCAUGAGCAUGGCGCGUCGUGCCGGCUGGAGAGCAUCCUGACGGACACGUCGGCGCCGAUGGCGGAGCGGGCGUGGGCGGCGGCGUCGGUGGAGCUCCGGCUGCUGGCGCGGCUGGCGGCGCCGGCGGUGGUGGUGUACAUGAUCAACUUCGUCAUGUCCAUGUCGACGCAGAUCCUGUGCGGCCACCUGGGGACCCUGGAGCUGGCCGCCGCCUCACUCGGCAACACCGGCGUCCAGACCUUCGCCUACGGCCUCAUGCUGGGCAUGGGAAGUGCAGUGGAGACCCUCUGCGGGCAGGCCUACGGUGCACACAAGUACGACAUGCUCGGAAUCUACCUACAGCGCUCCAUCAUUCUGUUGGGCUUAACUGGCAUACCACUUGCUGUGAUGUACGCUUUCUCGGAGCCACUCCUCUUAUUGAUGGGACAGUCACCGGAGAUAGCCCACGCCGCAUCGAUCUUCGUUUACGGCCUGAUUCCUCAGAUCUUCGCGUACGCCGUCAACUUCCCCAUUCAGAAGUUCCUGCAGGCCCAGAGCAUCGUCCUGCCGAGUGCUUACAUCUCAACGGCAACACUCGUUCUACAUGUGAUGCUGAGUUGGGUGCUCAUGUACAAGGUCAGCCUUGGGCUGCUCGGUGCCUCACUGGUGCUGAGUGUGAGCUGGUGGAUUAUCGUCGGAGCGCAAUUUGUGUACAUUGUCGUGAGCCCGACGUGCCGGCACACGUGGACGGGAUUCAGUUGGCAGGCCUUCUCCGGUUUGCCAAGUUUCUUCAAACUCUCCGCCGCGUCUGCCGUGAUGCUGUGCCUUGAGACAUGGUACUUUCAGGUGCUCGUGAUCAUUGCUGGAUUGCUCCCCAACCCUGAGAUUGCCCUGGAUUCCCUGUCUGUGUGCAUGACGAUUUAUGGUUGGGUGUUCAUGAUCUCCGUUGGGUUCAAUGCCGCUGCAAGUGUACGAGUGAGCAAUGAGCUUGGCGCCGGCAACCCCAAGUCUGCAUUUUUCUCUGUGUGGGUCGUGACCGGGCUCUCUGCAACAAUCUCUACCAUCCUUGCUGUUGUGAUCCUCUGCCUCCGCAACCACAUCAGCUACUUGUUCACAGAUGGUGAAGCAGUUUCGGACGCGGUGGCAGAUCUCUGCCCGUUGCUCGCCGUAACCCUCGUUCUCGGUGGCAUCCAACCUGUACUGACAGGUGUUGCCGUUGGGUGUGGAUGGCAACAAUUUGUUGCUUACGUGAACGUCGGCUCUUACUACGUUGUAGGCGUUCCACUUGGUGUUGUUCUCGGUUUUUUCUUCAAUCUUGGCGCAAAGGGUAUUUGGGGUGGCUUGAUUGGGGGAACGGCCUUGCAGACAGCCAUUCUGCUAUGGGUCACCAUAAGAACAGACUGGACCAAAGAGGUAGAGGAGGCACAGAAAAGGUUGAACAAUUGGGACGAGAAGAAAGAGCCUCUCCUUGCAGGGUUCAAGGACAAUAACAAAUAAGUGGACCAGUCUAGUUUUGUGUUUCCAGUUAUCCGAGUCAGAAGUGUACUGGCUAUGAGACUCGCCGUCGGCGUGGGUGGGAGGGGCUGAAUCCAGGUCUCUUUAUUUUCGCGUAGAUAUCUAUGAGUUUAUGCCUCAAUUUUUUGGAUGACACGCCAGUGAUGGGCUUGUUAAUACAUACUGUAGUCUUGGUUAGCAUGUUACAUCUUUCUUUUGUUGAAUUGUCUUUACGUUAUUGGUUUUCCCGUCUUUCUUGGAAGGCCAUUAUUUGGCGACUUUGUAAUACAUUUGUAAUUAGCUUGGCAUGAUGCUGAAUCAGGUAAAGAAAAGGGUGUGAAGUUUUGGAUAGGAGACCGGAAUAAGUGUUGUAGUUUUAGUUCAAAUUUGAACUAAAAGAACCACAUUUAGUUUGGAUAAGAGGGACUAGUAAAUGGUUACCCUGCA